Hyaena hyaena (striped hyena) is the source of this 4035-nucleotide messenger RNA. It is a transcript of the gene ZNF783, whose product is annotated as zinc finger family member 783. Gene Ontology annotation, biological process: regulation of DNA-templated transcription. The record is from RefSeq and is a predicted model, not a curated record. Bases 85 to 1824 code for a protein of 579 amino acids. Lineage: Eukaryota; Metazoa; Chordata; Mammalia; Carnivora; Hyaenidae. The transcript is spliced from 7 exons.
UCCGCCUCCGCCGCCGCCUGCGCGCAGAGCCAGGCCCGACAGGCCCGGGCGAGGAGAGCCGCCGACAGAGGGACGCGAGCAGCCAUGGCCGAAGCGGCGCCCGCCCGGGCUCCAGAGAAGGACAAGCAAACAGGGGACGAAAGUCCUUCGACACCUUCUUUGUCACCCCAGCCAGCUGCUGAGAAGAACUCAUACCUAUACUCCACGGAGAUCACACUGUGGACUGUGGUGGCUGCCAUCCAGGCCUUGGAGAAGAAGGUGGACUCCUGUUUGGCCCGCUUGCUGAAUCUGGAGGGGCGGACGGGGACGGCCGAGAAGAAGCUGGCCGACUGUGAGAAGACGGCCGUGGAGUUCGGGAACCACAUGGAGGGCAAGUGGGCCGUGCUGGGGACGCUGCUGCAGGAGUACGGGCUGGUGCAGAGGCGGCUGGAGAACAUGGAGAACCUACUGAGAAACAGAAACUUCUGGAUCCUGCGCCUGCCGCCGAGCAGCAAGGGGGAAGUCCCCAAGGUGCCCCUGACCUUUGAUGACGUGGCCGUGUAUUUUUCUGAGCUGGAGUGGGGCAAGCUGGACGAGUGGCAGAAGGAGCUGUACAAGCACGUGAUGAGGGGCAACUAUGAGAUGCUGGUGUCCCUGGAUUAUGCCAUCUCCAAACCAGACAUCCUAACCCAGAUGGAGAGGGGAGAGAAGCCUUGUCCCGAAGGCCUGUGGGGCCACGAGGAGGGGAGUGAGAGAGAGGCAGCACGCCCCAGGAGGCCCAGCCCUGGCCUCCCUCCACACCCAGAGCACAUCCACAGCCCCAUCAGCCCCACCCAGGACGAGCCAACCGAAGGGCAGGCCCCCAAGCACCAGCAAGACUCAGAAGCAGGGGCAGCCAUGGCGGGAGCGAGCACCGGGACACCAGCCUCGGUUAAACAGGAGGAAGACUCUUCAGGUGGGGAGUCUCCAGCCCCCCCUCCCACGGACAGCCUGCCCAGCAGGGGGCCAGGUGGUGGCGGCGUGGUCGUCAAGACAGAAGCACAAUCGGAGGACGAGAUGAUGCCCGCGCAGCUCUUCCUGGGGGAGCCCCGGAGCCAGACCGUGUGUAGAAUGCCCAAAAGGCCCAGGAGCAGGCCUGGGGGCCCUGGCCGCCUUCAUGCCGCCGGAGUGCCACGGGUGCGGGCGGGGGACCCGCGGCCGGGAGGGGUGGCCGGGGAGCCGCCCCGCAUCCUCCCUCGACGGCGGGAGCGAGCCUUCCCCUGCCCCGACUGCGGGCAGAGUUUCCGCCUGAAGAUUAACCUGACCAUCCACCAGCGGAGCCACGUGGAGGAGGAGCACCGGGAGGCUCCGGGGAGCUCGCCCACCGCCUGGGGGGAGGAGCACUCCACGCUGGAGCCGGGAGAGGUGGUGGUGCCCGGCCCCGUCAUCCGCUGGCUGCCCGAGGAUCCCGGGGGGCGCCGCUCCCUGGCAGGCCGGCCCUUCGUGGGGCGCAGGCCGGCAGCCAAGGUGUACCACUGCAGCGAGUGUCUGCGCUUCUUCCAGCAGCGCAAGAGCCUGCUGCUGCACCAGCGCCUGCACACGGGCGACAGCCAAGGCUGGCCCUCCUGUCACUACUGCGGCAAGGCCUUCCGCCGGCCCUCCGACCUCUUCCGGCACCAGCGCAUCCACACGGGCGAACGGCCGUACCAGUGCCCCCAGUGCGGCCGGGCCUUCAACCGCAACCACCACCUGGCUGUGCACAUGCAGACUCACGCCCGGGGCCAGGCGGGCCCGCACUGCCCCGCCGCCCCCGCCCUCCCCGGGAGCUCGCCCCCGCCCGGGCCCGGCCUAACUGAGGAGGGCUGACCCGGCGGGAGCCCGCGGGGGCGGCGCGGGGCCCCUUCGGCCCUCCUGGGCUCUCCCCGCGGGACCUCCGUCCACCCGCAGGCCUUUCCCCUCGUGCCUGACGCUGGUUCCUCAUUCUGGGAAGCUUUGGAGAGAUUUUUUUUUUUCAGUCAGACGGGAAGUGGCGGCCUUUUUGGCGACUGUGUGAGUGUGUGUGACCAGAUGCCUCAGUUUCCCGUUUCCUAAGUUUGUCACUCUUUGCUGCCUUUUCGACAUUCCUGACUUAUUAAGGAUCCUUGAAGGUGAAGAGGAUGCCCAGUGUGGGUGAGAGCCUUUGGCAGGUACGGGAGACAGGCAGCAGGACUGGAGACGGUGGCCGGUGCAGUAGGGGCCGUGGGGACACCGAGGGCCCGUGGUUUGUCACAGCGGAGUGAACAGUUUGAAGAGUAGGCACUGGAAAUGUGAAUUUCCUUCUUUGUUAUUGUGAAAUCUCCACCACCGCCCCCUCCCCUUAUGGAGCUUUUCUAGUGCUUUUGUAAGUAUUGUGUGUGGUUGCAAAGGGGACCAGGAGCCCCGAGGGGCAUGGAUUCUUCUGCCAGCUCUGCAUGUGGGGACGGCCGGGUCCGCAUCAGCCUGGACGCUGGCAGGGACGCCUUAGCUGCCGCCCUGGAAACUGGGUGCCUUCCCAGGUAUGCGAUUCCCAGCAUUCCAACAUCCAUGAUUGAUUUUGGUUAUUAGUUGAGGAAGCAAGUCAGGAGUGGGUGAUGCCUCCCCCAAGGUCUCAGUGUUAAUGGGGACGCACGCUCCUUGGUGGUGGUAGGGGGGCCAUUUGAGGGGAGGGGUGCAGACUCAGUCAUAGGAGGCUUUUCCCCCGACAGGAAGAUCCCGAGGCUGGUCAGUUAACCUGGCAUGGGCCGCCGGGCCUGACUUGUCACAUUAAAAGAGGGAUGUGUUUCCGAGAACCUGGGGCUGGUAGCAGAGAAAGGCCAGAUCGGGGUGAAUUUUUCUCAACCACUUCCAGCCUCGUGUCCCUCACCUGUCAGAGGGGGUACUGACCCCAGCGCAUCCUACCUCACCUUAGCAUUUUCAGGGUCAUAAAAGACUUAGAGGCAAUGGGGCAAAUAGGAAGCUUGGUUUUGUCCUGCGAGUUUGAGGCCCUCUCUCUGUUCCAUUGCAGUCCUUUCUCCCAGCCAGAAUCCCUUUAUUUUCUGGAGUGAGUGGAAGGUCCCUUGGGUGCAGAGUGAGGUAUGACUUUUCCAUCAGGCUACAUCCCUUAUGAGCCCUUUGUAUUUCAGGGGAACAAAUUCUUAACCAAAGCAACGAGGUUCAAGCCAUGGAAGUUCAAACAAUAGUUAUCAGGCCUCCUGGAAACGCCUUGAGGGCAGCCAGCAUCUUGUGCCUCUUUAAUGACAUCACUGUGGGUGCUACUUAGAGACCAGCCCUUGGUUUGGGUGACCUUCAAACUGGAGUCAUGGGUCCUUAGCUGUUCUGAUGGUUGUCUUAUUCUUCGGGCACUACGUGCAGUGGCCAGCAUUCAGGCCUGCUUCCCGGUGCCCUUAUGACCCCCUCUGACCCUCACGCGUCUCCCAAAGUCAUGAACAGCGUUGGGGGCAGAUGGGAACACUGCCAUGACCUGUGAGGCAAGAGUGACUGUACAAGUCUGUGCGAGCUCAGCCACACUCCGCCGGGCUUCGGAAGAAGAGGUGCCACCCGUUCUUGCUUGUCUGGUCUGACACCCCCAACCAGGGCCCCCACAGAUCAGGGCUGGGCUCUUGACGGGAUAUGGUGCAGAUGGAGCUGCUCCGAGCCUACCCCUCAGCGCCCAGAGCUUGCCUCGGGUGUUUCCUGGGGACGCCUCAAGGCUCAGAGUUCCUAGGCCUCUCUAAUGCUGAAAGCCCUGUGUAAGAUACAGGUACUCCGGCGGGUGCAGAGUGCCGGGUGCCCAGCUAGGCCUGGGGAGUUUUCCUGGACCUCAGUGCGUGUUCAAAGAACAUUCCUUACACUGAAACGAGUCAACGGAUGGUGCGUGGUGCAGGGGCAGAACGGUGCUCCAGCGCCCUGGAGACUAGCGCUUGGCUGGUCUCAAACCCCCUCCGAGCUCUGGGUCUCUGGGUCUGGGCUUCCUCCUUUGUAAACAAGGACGGGUGGGGUCCUGGUGCUAAAGGCCCUUCAGAACUGUGACGGGGGCGGCCCUUUGCCUUCAUCGGUGCUCAAUAAAUAUGUGGGACUCAA